AUGGCGGAUACCGCACCCACGAUUCCCUCCCUCAAAAUAUCCUUUAUCACCGCCCAAACAAACACCCUCUUCCAACCCCUCGCACCAUCACGGAUCUGGCGCCGAAACAACAAUGCGUCGAGCAACCCCAUUCCGGCGCGUAUUCUCGACGACGUCCUCUUCAACCUCAACCAAACGAUGCAACUACACUACCGACGUGUAUACCCUCCACAAGCGACCUAUAAUGUCGCCGAACAGAUCAGCAAUUUAUACUCUCGAAAUGCCGAAGAAAGAGUGAACAAGUUGAAGGAGUCGGAGAGCACAAUUGGACGAGAGCUGGACUUGGCUGCGGAUGAUGCGAUUGAAGAACUGCCUUCUUCGUGGCCGAUUGAGGCCGAUCUUGACAAGUAUCCUGAGGUUGCAGACCAAUAUGAAGCCAUUGUCCUGCGAUUAACGCAGCUGAGUGAAGAGCGGAGAAACGUUAGACUUCGUGUGGAAAAGCUACGACGGUUCAGAGACGCCGUUCAGCCGCUGUCCGCGACUAACGAGAGAAGUAUUCAGGAUAAUCUGAUCACACGGGAUGGACCAGUGGAAAAGGAACUGGAGAGAAUGAGAGUCUUGCUAGUAAGAGUGACGAGUCGCGUGGCUAAUUUGCCUUACUAG
Metarhizium robertsii ARSEF 23 is the source of this 642-nucleotide messenger RNA. RefSeq lists its product as uncharacterized. Gene Ontology annotation, cellular component: Mis6-Sim4 complex. Lineage: Eukaryota; Fungi; Ascomycota; Sordariomycetes; Hypocreales; Clavicipitaceae. Bases 1 to 642 code for a protein of 213 amino acids. The transcript has 2 exons. The record is from RefSeq and is a predicted model, not a curated record.